Rotaria sp. Silwood2 is the source of this 585-nucleotide messenger RNA. The record is from the annotation of a GenBank genome assembly. NCBI's taxonomy places the organism in Eukaryota, Metazoa, Rotifera, Eurotatoria, Philodinida, Philodinidae.
AUGUAUGAAGUCGUUACACUCUGGAUAUGUGAAGAAGCUAAUAAACAUCAUUGCCGAGAGUGGCGGUCUAUUUGUCGUUACAAUUGUGGUAUUAUUCAUCGUGAUUUACGUCCACAAAAUUUAAUGAAGGAUACAUAUGAAAAUUUAAAAUUAAUUGAUUUUGGUUUUGCAAAAAGUUAUGAAAAGAAUGAAAUAACAAAAAGAUUACCUAUUCAAGGUACAAUUUCAUAUGGUGGUUUAAAAUUUUUAAAGUAUUAUUUACAAUUUCCAUUUAAUGCAUUACCACCUGUGCCAUAUGAGUAUGAAUAUGAACGUACAUUUGAUUUACAAUGUGCAUUAAAUAUAAUUAUGUUUAUGACAAAUAAGGAAAUAAAAAGUCAAAUGAUUUCAUUUAAAAGGUUUCAAUAUCUUCAAGAAAUAGCAUCAAAAUCAUAUCAAUUAUGGUUGAAUUUUAGAAAAAAUAAUGGAAAUUAUUCUUAUAUAUUAACUUUAAUUGACAAUGUAACAAAAUCUGAUGAUUUUGAUACUAUAAAAGAUGAAAUAGGAAAAUUUCCAAUAUGCAACAAUCAAAAUACAAUGUUAUAA